Messenger RNA from Lycium barbarum (goji berry), 1158 nucleotides. RefSeq names its product F-box/FBD/LRR-repeat protein At1g13570-like. The record is from RefSeq and is a predicted model, not a curated record. The coding region runs from base 1 to 1158 and encodes 385 amino acids. The transcript is spliced from 4 exons. NCBI's taxonomy places the organism in Eukaryota, Viridiplantae, Streptophyta, Magnoliopsida, Solanales, Solanaceae. Gene Ontology annotation, molecular function: protein binding.
AUGAUCUCUAAUCAACCUCCUUCUUGGAUGACCAUCACCCUCAUUCUUGGUGAAAAAAUGCCAUCUGUGGUGAGCUUUUACGAUGAUGUUCCUGCUCCUGAAUCUCUUCACGUGGAACGUUUCUCAAAUGUGACAUUUAAUCACCUCAGAGAAGUUAAGUCGGAAGGUUUUGUAGGCUCAAAGCCUGAGAUGUUCUUGUUGGGGAGAACAUUGUCAUAUAUGAUGCUUCCUAAGGACAAAAAAAAUUGUAGUAGCACCUUACCUCCUGAUUUACUUAGCAACCUUCCUGAGAAUGUACUUGAUGAUAUUCUUAUUCGUUUGCCCUUUCGAGAUGCUGUGAGGACAAGCAUCUUAUCGAUGAAAUGGAGGCCUGACUGGUCCAGACUUCCGGUGUUAACGCUUGAUAAAACACUUUGGUACACAACAAAUAAAUAUAUACCCCUUGCAAUUAGGUUUACAGACAUUAUCUACCACCUUUUGGCUCUCCAUGUCGGACGAAUUACCAAGUUUAUCCUCUCCAUUGCUAGUAUGGAUAAUUACCUUAAAGUUGACAACCUGAUAUCUUUCCUCUCAAGAAAUGGCAUUCAACAUCUUGUUCUUCAAUUCCCGAAGGAUAACCCAUACAAAUUGCCUUCUUCAUUUUUCACAUGUUCGCAAAUGAGACAUCUGAGUCUCCAUAAUUGUUCAUUUCAGCUUUCGCCUGCUUUCAAAGGAUUUAAUGAGUUAGUUAGACUUGAAUUGUAUUUAGUCACAAUUUCAUCCGAAUUGCUUGGAAGUUUAAUCUCUUGGAGCCCGUUGCUUGAGAAGUUGGCGCUGCAUAUCUCAAGUAUUUUUAACCAUGUUCAAAUUAAUGCUACCAAGUUGAAAUCAUUUGAGUUCACAGGCAAUAUAGAGUUACUUUCCCUAAAGAAAGCACCUCUUCUUCUGAAACUUUCACUUGUGGAUACACAAACUUCUGUGAAGGCUGGACAACCUAAUCUUGCCAAGUAUUUUGAGUCUUUUCCUGUUCUCGAGCAUCUCCACUUAGAUUAUUCUGGUGCCCUGGAUCAGGUGGCGUACGAGCAAAGCUUUCCUCUCCUCUUAAUUUUCUUAAAUGUCUUUGCCGAUCUAUCAUUUGUCUGGAUGAGUUACGUGAGCUCUCAUGUGCUCUUUGCUUGA